Paramacrobiotus metropolitanus is the source of this 1923-nucleotide messenger RNA. Its product is annotated as probable ATP-dependent RNA helicase DDX23. The record is from RefSeq and is a predicted model, not a curated record. Gene Ontology annotation, molecular function: ATP binding; nucleic acid binding. Bases 434 to 1900 code for a protein of 488 amino acids. Gene Ontology annotation, cellular component: nucleolus. NCBI's taxonomy places the organism in Eukaryota, Metazoa, Tardigrada, Eutardigrada, Parachela, Macrobiotidae. The transcript has 7 exons.
CACAAAUAAACGAAAAUUAUACGCCGUGUGUGAUUGGUGCGACCGCCCACGGCGCACAGUCAGUGCAGGGAAAAAGCGCGCGGUGUCGGUGUGCUCACUGUACUGCGCUACUUCGUCGCUUCGACGCGUUUGAACGUGAAAAAUUGUUUGAUAUAUUGUGUCAUUUUGAUUUGUGUGAGUGUGAUUUUGCAGUUUCGUUUACUUUUUUCUUUCUUUAAGAUCAUUUCUCCUCCUGUUGCACGUGUUAUAUCCGUCGCUGGAUGUUUUAGUAUGAUGAUGAUUGUAUUCUGAUAUCACACUGUCACACUGAUCGUUCUCUGGUGAAUAAUUAUCGUUUUGCGUGGGGAGCUGUCAGAAAUGCACAGCGAGGAGAAACGGGUCCCGCGCGCGGAGAAAUCGGAUAAGAUUCAUAAGAAUCGUCAGUCUGCGCGUGAUGACGAUCGAAAAACGGAUGGAGAGAGGAACGGCGGCGAUGGGCCAACGGAAGAGGCAGCGUGAUGACAGCCGAGACCGUCAGAAAGAUGCCAACCACUCGUCCUCACGCAGACGCCGAUCGCGCUCCCGCGAACGCGACACGAAGCGUCCACAGGACGACAAACCCGGCACACGCAACGGGGAGAAAUCACCGCGGAAAACCGACGCAAAAUCCCGCAGCGGCGAGAAGAAGCGCGGCCAGCCGGACAGUGACGAGAAAAAGCGUCUGAAAAAUAAAUCCGCGGCGGAGGACGGCGUGAACAAGGCGGAGGAGGACGAGGAGGAAGAGGGGCAGAUUGUGGAGCAGAAAGGGAAGAAGGAGCCCUUCUCCCUGGAGGAGAUCCUGGCCAAGAAGAAGGCCGAGGAGCAGGCGCAGGCCAAGCCUAAAUUCCUCACCAAGGAGGAGCGUGUCGCCGAGGCGCUGCGCAAACGCCAGGAAGAGGCGAGCGCGCUGCGUACCCGCCUUGACGAGGAGCGGAAGAAGGGCGAGCAGUUCGAGCAGGAAGCCCGCCGCAACGGCUGGGAGCGGGAACGGGAGCAGCGGCGGUCGCGCUCGCGCUCCAACAGCCGCGAACGGGAACGCCGCCGUCGGGAACGGGAUAGGGAACGGGAACGCUCCCGGGAGCGACGGGAUCGCCGCGAGGAGGUCUUCAGCGAGACGACGGACGACUCCGAUCCCGAGCGACGCGAGCGGCGGCGUGCCGGGGCGGAGGGCGACGCGGAGAAGGACAAGGAUAAGGAGGAGCAGGCUAUCCAGGAGAGGUAUCUGGGUGUGACGCAACGACGGCGGCGGCGUCAGCGGCGGAGGAACGAGCGCAAAUUCGUCUUCGACUGGGACGCCGGCGAGGACACCUCGCUGGACUACAACCCCAUCUACAAGGCCAAGCACCAGGUGCAGUUCUUCGGCCGCGGACACAUCGGCGGCAUCGACAUCAAGAGCCAGAAGAAGAACGCCAAAUUCUACCAGGAAAUCCAGAAGGUGAUCAAGGAAGUGGGAUACGCCUCGCCCACCCCGAUUCAGCGGCAGGCCAUCCCGGUGGGGCUGCAGAAGCGGGACAUUAUCGGCGUGGCGGAGACGGGCAGCGGGAAGACGGCGGCCUUCUUGAUCCCGCUGCUGACCUGGAUCAACUCGCAGCCCAAGGAAAAGCGCGACGUUGACGGGUCCCCAGGUCCGUACGCCAUUAUUAUGGCGCCCACGCGCGAGUUGGCGCAGCAGAUCGAGGAGGAGACCAUCAAGUUCGGCACGCCCCUCGGCGUCCGCACCGUCGCCGUCAUCGGAGGUUUGUCGCGCGAGGACCAGGGCAUGAAGCUGCGUCAGGGCUGCGAGAUCGUCAUCGCCACGCCGGGUCGUCUGCUGGACGUCCUGGAGAACCGCUAUCUGGUGCUCAACCAGUGCUCCUACGUCGUCCUCGACGACGACGGCUGAAUGAGCGCAAGUUCGUCUUCGAC